Peronospora belbahrii is the source of this 2217-nucleotide messenger RNA. NCBI's taxonomy places the organism in Eukaryota, Oomycota, Peronosporomycetes, Peronosporales, Peronosporaceae. The record is from the annotation of a GenBank genome assembly.
AUGGCAGAUACAGCAAGUGAUAGUCAGCCAGAGCCAGCACCACCAACGGACUCGGCCGUUUCGGACAAUUUUGGUGAUCUGCUUGCACAAUUGCUGCAGUCGUUACCUACUGAAGCAUCACGACUUUUUCUCAUGGCCCUUAGUGGUCUUUCUCCAAGUGAGAGCGCUGAACUUUGUCGCUAUGUAGAUCGACUACGUGAUGAAAAGCAGUUUCGUGUGAUUAAAGCCAUGGCAGAGUCAACCGUUGAGGGAAAGAAGAAAUUUAUAUUGAAUUUGCGCAAGAAGUUUUUAGUUCAACAAGCUAAAUUAGCUGAAGUGCAAGCACAGGAAGAGCAAAUUAUGGAGUCUCAUCUUAUGCGUAAGCAAGCACUUCAUGCUGCCAGCCGUGUGAAGAUGCUCAGUGGUGGUGCCAACAAAUUUCACUCUUUCAAUGCGGUGGUGGGACCUGAUGGUCACAGCACAGACGCCCAUAGCCACAAGGUGACGCCACAGAAAUUGGCUGGAAUGCCAAACGCAGAAGGCUUUGUAGUCGGCCGCUCAUUAUCCUCAUCAUCUGUGGUGAUAUCCAAAGAAGACAUUUCGCAGGUCGGACGGCUUUUGAGUAAUUCUCACAUUGGUGACUCGGAGAUGAACUUGCGCGAGCUGGAAAUAAGUAAAAAGGGUUUUGUCUUAAACGACAACACCACAUCGACCUUUAGCCAAAACGAUGACAUGUUAGCGGCUAAACGCGAUCGUCCGCAGAGCAGUCACAGGUUGACAGAAAGUGAAGAAAAGCCCACACAGCGCACACGAUCUGAUGCAUCGACGCCUAUUGCAUUUUGUAAUGAGAACGUCGAAAACUCAAUUGAUAACAGUGGACCGGUAGAAGAUUUGGACGCUCCCACUACCAAGCGUUGGACCAAAGGCCAGGAUGCAGCUCUUCGGGAGAGCGUGCGCAUUCAUGGUGAAAAGAACUGGAAAGCUAUUGCCGAGCUAGUGCCUGGCCGUAAUCACGCCCAGUGCCUGCAGCGUUGGCGCAAGGUGCUGAAACCAGGUCUUGUGAAGGGUCAUUGGUCGUUUGAAGAGGAUCAGGUACUAGAGUAUCUGGUGACACAAGGUUGCAAUAACUGGGGUCAGAUCGCUGAGCGCAUCCCAGGACGUACCCCAAAACAGUGUCGCGAACGAUGGAAAAACCACUUGGAUCCGGCAAUUAACAAGGGCCCCUACACUGAAGAAGAAGAUUCUGUGAUACUUACUGCGCAGGCAAGACUUGGAAACAAAUGGUCACAAAUUGCACAGCUUUUGAAAGGUCGUACCGAGGACUCGGUGAAGAUCCGCUGGAAGUCGUUGAAGCAGAACCCGAGUAAGGCCGCGGCUUCUCACGCUCAGCACAAGAAGAAUCAACAGCAGGCACAGGCUGCUGCGGCUCAGCAAGCGGCGAUGGGCUAUAGUAAUUCAGCCCUAAUGCGUCAGCGCCAGCUGCAACUUUUGCAGCAGCAACAGCAUUUACAGGCGCACAAUACUGAAGCGGUGCAUCAGCUUGAUCAGCAGCAGCAGAUGCAGCAAAUGCGUCUUCACGAAAAGCUCAUACAGCAACAAAUGCAGCAGGGUUUGCAUGUCAGUCACGUCGCCAUGUUAACGGAGGAUCUGAAAGCGGAGCCAUAUCAGCAGAAUCGUCCAAUGCUCAUGGGCCACUCACCAGGUGGCGAUUCAAACUUGUACAACGCAUCAGCUUACAACCAGCAACUAUAUGCCCCACCGCAGCAAUAUGAGGGUCAGGAAUACGCCGCCAGCAGUGGCUACGACCCGCGGUACUACGAACGCCAGACGACUAUUGGAGCAGGCAGCCGAGGCACAUCUCCUGCUCACCAGACCGAUCACCGCCAGCAAAACAGUGGUGAGGCUUGGCUUCAGCCUUCUGUGCCUUGCACAAACAGCGAGAUGGAUCAAGAUGGGGUUUCCCCGGUAGGUGGCCAACAGCAACAGCAGCAAGCUCAGCAACCUAGCACCAACGGUGUGGUUAUGUGGGAUCCUUACUCGCGGCAGGACGCAUCACAGCUAAGUCCGUUAAGUCUGCAGGCAUUAUUGCAAGAUCCUGCACGAAGUGGAUCGUUGGAUUCAAGCUUUUAUCAAUCGGUGGAGCACCAGCAGUUGCCCCCGCCUGUGACAUACGAAAUGGGUUCGUCGAAUUAUGGCAGUAUACCGACCAUGGCGUUUUCGCAGACGCAAUCGCUGUAA